AUGACCAAACUUAGCAGGGGGAGGAAGCUGCCGUUCAGUGCAGUGAGAAGAGCUUGGUGCAAAGCUGCCUGUAUUCAGGGCACACUGUGUAUGAGGGGCAGGAGGAAGUGCAGCAGUGUAUGCACACAGUUAUAAAGAGACAUGUUUGCAGUGUGGACUUUCUGGUUGUUUUUACUUCUCCACAGUUGUUUGGCUUAUACCCUAAAUGGAGGGAUACUGUACCCCAGAGAAACCCCUACGCGAGAGCUAAAGGAGCUCAGUGGGAUUUGGAGUUUUCGAGCUGAUAAAUCUCCGCAACGGGACAAAGGUUUUCAGGAGCAAUGGUACAAGAGACCCCUUGGGGAGACCGGCCCAGUAAUAGACAUGCCAGUACCUGCCAGCUAUAACGAUAUCACUCAGGAUAUUAGUCUGAGGGACUUCAUUGGCUGGGUCUGGUAUGAAAAGGAAAUCUGGCUUCCAAGCCAGUGGGUAGAAAAAACAGCAUCUUCACGGGUCAUGCUUCGAAUUGGCAGUGCUCACUAUUUCUCAGUCAUUUGGGUAAAUGGAAUUCAGGUCAUGGAACACGAAGGAGGUCACCUGCCCUUUGAGACAGAAAUCAGUAACAUUCUGAAGGACAGUGCGGGGUCUCUCUGCAGAAUAACGAUCGCUGUAAAUAACACUCUCACUUUACACACAUUACCCCCCGGCACCAUCCAGUUCAUGGAAGACAGCACUCGGUACCCAAAAGGAUAUUUUGUGCAGAAUAUAGAAUUUGAUUUUUUUAACUAUGCUGGCAUUCAUCGCCCAGUAGUUCUCUACACAACACCUAGUAUCUAUAUUGAUGACAUUACAGUUAUUAUGGACACAGAUGGCAAUACAGGUAUAAUUAACUAUGUUGUAUCAGUGGUGGGUUCUGAAUCCUACUCAGUGUCUGUGACCUUAAGGGAUCGCCAAGGGCAGGUGGCAGCCCAUGGUGUAGAGGCUAUUGGGCAUCUAGUAGUGCCAGAUGCAAAACUUUGGUGGCCUUAUCUAAUGCAUGAAGAGCCUGGAUACUUGUACUCAUUGGAGGUUAUGUUAUUGGCCAAGAAUGGAAAUGGGUCAGUGGAAGACAAUUACAUUUUGCCUGUGGGAAUAAGAACUGUGCACGUCUCUGGAGACCAAUUCCUCAUCAAUGGAAAACCAUUCUACUUCCAUGGUGUCAACAAACAUGAGGACUAUGAUGUCAGAGGAAAAGGACUAGACUGGUCACUAAUUGUAAAGGAUUUUAAUCUGUUGAAGUGGCUUGGUGCUAACUCCUUCCGCACCAGCCAUUAUCCUUAUGCAGAAGAAAUCAUGGACCUUUGUGAUAAAUAUGGCAUUGUGGUGAUUGAUGAAUGCCCUGGAGUCGGUAUAAAAUACCCCGAAAGUUUUGGGAACCAAUCUUUAAACCACCAUUUAAUAGUUAUGGAGGAGUUGGUGCGCAGGGAUAAAAACCGGCCUUCCGUUGUCAUGUGGUCUGUUGCCAAUGAACCAGCAUCCCAGCUCCCUGUGGCUGGGUAUUAUUUUAAAACGGUGAUUGGUUACACUAAGCAACUUGACCCCACCCGACCAGUGACAUAUGUUUCCAAUGCUAACUAUGAACAUGACCAAGGUGCACCCUAUGUGGAUGUAAUUUGUGUAAACAGUUACUUUUCUUGGUAUCAUGAUGCCGGGCACCUGGAAGUUAUCCAACUCCAACUCAAUGAUCAGUUUGACAAAUGGUAUGAGAAGUAUCAAAAGCCUAUGAUACAGAGUGAAUAUGGAGCAGAUACAAUUCCAGGGUUUCACAGUGACCCCCCAUUAAUGUUCACUGAAGAAUACCAGAGAGUUGUGUUAGAAAACUACCAUACUGUGUUUGAUCAAAAAAAAUUUGUAAUCGGAGAACUUAUAUGGAACUUUGCUGAUUUUAUGACAGCACAAUCUGUUACAAGAGUUGUGGGGAACAAAAAGGGAAUCUUCACACGACAACGGCAGCCCAAGAGUUCAGCCUAUAUUCUGCGGGACAGAUAUCUGAAGCUGGCCAAUGCCACGGGCUUGUUCAAGUAGCUGUGUCCUUUGUUUCUUUAAGGGGCUCAUUUCUUCAUUAAAGGAGAAGGGAAUUGAAUGUAGAAAUGAAAACUAUGUUUUGCUGCUUAUUGCAUUGCUACCUAUGGCUGAGCAGAAUAGUGAGGCACAUGAAAAAGCCUUAUGCAUAAAACUAGUGUUAUUGUUCAAAUCCAGUCUUUGUAUAUACUGUAUCUAUGUCUCCAACCUUAUGUAUAAGGUAUAUAAUAACUGAAUACAAAGCACACAGAUUUGUCUAUAACAUUUAUGUGAAGGAAAAUGUAUUCCAUUGUUUGCCAAAAGCCAUCCUUUUCAAUAAGGUCUCAUAGGAACUGUCCAAACUAAGACACACUGAUAAUAUGGAAUACUCAAAUUAAGAAUAGCAAUGGUAUGAAGACUUUACAGUGUUGGUAGCUUUUAUAAAUGUUCAAACAUUUAUAACUAUAAAGCAAUAUAUCAGAGUAUAGUUACACUCUGUAUCAAAAUGCUCAGGGCUAUUUGUUUUAUGUCAUGAUGUUUUCAAAGAGGAUGCUUUCUGAAUCGGAUUUUUAAAAGUAUUUUUUUUUUUUUUGUUAAUCUCCUUUAUAUAUUUUUUCCUCUGAAGUUGGUGGGUAUGCGAGAGUAUAAAGCCUUUGUAUGACUGACCUGUUGUGUCCUAUAAAUGCACUGAAUGAAUUAUCUUAUAUGUAUACAAUAAAGAUUACUUUCUUUUA
Molecule: messenger RNA, 2753 nt
Organism: Xenopus tropicalis (tropical clawed frog)
Lineage: Eukaryota; Metazoa; Chordata; Amphibia; Anura; Pipidae
Gene: gusb
Product: glucuronidase beta
Exons: 12
Coding region: 142-2043 (633 amino acids)
Biological process (GO): carbohydrate metabolic process; hyaluronan catabolic process
Cellular component (GO): lysosome
Molecular function (GO): beta-glucuronidase activity; hydrolase activity, hydrolyzing O-glycosyl compounds
Source: RefSeq, a predicted model, not a curated record